Molecule: messenger RNA, 1380 nt
Organism: Lonchura striata (white-rumped munia)
Lineage: Eukaryota; Metazoa; Chordata; Aves; Passeriformes; Estrildidae
Gene: GDF9
Product: growth differentiation factor 9
Cellular component (GO): extracellular region
Molecular function (GO): growth factor activity; cytokine activity
Source: RefSeq, a predicted model, not a curated record
CAUGCUCUCAAGAGCAUGGAGAGCACUUGGAGGAUUUGCGUCUGUUUGUCCUGCUGCUUGCCCUGGCUCUCUGCUGGCACCCAGCUCUCACCCCGCUCCAGGGGUUGGGAGGGCUCUGCGGAGGCCCCUGGGUUUUUGGCAGCUCCUGAGGAUGCUGCGAGCCAGCUCAGCGCGGGGCUGCAGCUGCCCCAAGGCGAGGCACCGGCCCAUGCCCUCCUGCCCCCCUUGCUGAAGGUGCUGCAAGACCGCGGUCCCCGGGGCUGGCACAGCGAGGCGCCGCGGCUGCAGCCGGACUCCAGGGCCCUUCGGUACAUGAAGAGGCUGUACAGGAUGUCAGCCACCAGGGACGGCAUCCCCAAGGCGCAGCGAGGCCGCCUCUAUAACACGGUGCGGCUCCUGACCCCGUGCUGGGAGUGCGAGCGCCGCCCCGCGCACCUGGGCAAAGGAGAUGUUCACUCGGUGGAUUUACUCUUCAACUUGGAUGGUGUUACUGCUCUGGAGCACUUACUCAAAUCUGUCUUGCUCUAUUCCUUUGACACAUCUGUUCCCAUUUCCUCUUCCAUUACCUGCAUGUGCCAUUUAUCCCUUAAGGAACAUGAUUUUUCUAGCCAAGUCUGUCCCAGCAUUUCCCACUCUCUAGCUUUUAGCCUGCACUUUGAUGUUAGGAAACGCAAAUGGGUGGAGAUGGAUGUGACUUCUUUCCUCCAGCCUCUGAUUGCUAUGAACAGGAGGAACGUCCAUAUGGCUCUGAACUUCACUUGUCUGAUGGGUGACCCACAAGGGAGCACGAAACUGGAUAACGCUGUUAAUGUGACACUGGUUCCCCCUUCCCUUCUGCUGUACCUGAAUGACACCAGCGAGCAAGCUUAUCACCGGGGGAGCUCACUGGGGCACGGGAGGAAAAGCAGCAGCCCGCUUGUGGAUCCAACAAAGGGCGACAGAGGACAAGGCAAUCCCCAGGGCAAAAGGGCCUCUCGCCAGCGAAGGAACGAGAAUCCCAAAGCGGCUCCGGCCACCUCAGCUCGUAACCUGAGCGAACACCUGAAGCAGCUCGUGUUCCCUCAGCACGAGUGCGAGCUGCACAGCUUCCGCCUGAGCUUCAGCCAGCUGCGCUGGGACCGCUGGAUCAUCGCCCCGCACCGCUACAGCCCGCAGUUCUGCCGGGGGGACUGUCCCCGCGCCCUGGGCCACCGCUACGGCUCCCCGGUGCACACCAUGGUGCAGACCCUCAUCUACGAGCGGCUGGACCCCUCGGUGCCCCGGCCCUCGUGCGUGCCGGCCGCCUACAGCCCGCUCAGCGUGCUGACCAUCGAGCCCGACGGCUCCAUCGUCUACAAGGAGUACGAGGACAUGAUCGCCACCAAGUGCACCUGCCGCUAG